Drosophila bipectinata is the source of this 984-nucleotide messenger RNA. RefSeq lists its product as uncharacterized. Lineage: Eukaryota; Metazoa; Arthropoda; Insecta; Diptera; Drosophilidae. The record is from RefSeq and is a predicted model, not a curated record.
AUGGCUGCUUCAUCGAAUAAAGUGGUUGACAUCCCCCCAAUAAUUGUUUUGGAUGUCUCAUCAGUAUUCAACUUUAAAGGAUUCCGUAGCUCCUGCACCUCGAGGAUUAUCGACUAUGAGGUUGCCCGUCUGGAUGAGGGCACAGUUAAGGGGACCUGCUUUACCAAGGAAGAUCACUCCCUCAUCCUCUCAAACUUGUAUGGAUCAGGAUCUCGGGCCCACUCAAUUAUGCGACAAUUAAAUGAUUAUCGUCGCUUUAUUAUUCGUGGCCUUCAUCACUCGAUUCCUAUCUCAAGUAUUCGUGCGGAAUUUGAGUACUUAAACUUCACGUUAUGCCAUAUCCGAAACCUGAAGUUUUAUCGUAACCAUGAGCCAAUGAACCUGUUUGAGAUUGCUGUAGCACCGUUCGACCUGGAACGUAAUGACGAAUUCCUUGCUAUCAAGAAGCUCUGCAACAGGCCUGUUACCAUCGAGCGUCAAAGACAAUCGGAUGAGCCUACAAUGUGUCAACGGUGCCAGCGUUAUGGGCACACUAAAAACUACUGCCGUCGCGAUCCCGUCUGUGUAAUUUGUGCUGGUCCACAUCACAAGGCCGAUUGCGCUCUUCCAUGGACUUCUCCACCUAAGUGCGCCAACUGUGGUGGCAAACAUGUUGCCACCUAUAAAGGCUGUAUUAAGUUCAUGGAAGCAAAGGAAAGUCUUUCUCAAGGGCCAACCAACUCCUCGGCUCAGCGUCAUCUUUCCACCUCGCCAUCUCAGCAGUGCAAAUCUCCUCCAACGACUUCCCACCGUGCGCUCAAUCUACUUAAACCGCUUCCUUCACCUACUAAGCGUGAUCCGCAUCACUCCAAGCCACCUCGCCGAGCUCCCUCGCCAGCUCGGGAUGACUUGAGCGAUUCCAGCUGCGAUUCUUGCACAACUAAUCGACCAUCUCGGCUACACACAACAUCAUCUCGUCGUGUGCUCUCUCCGUCUCCAGCCUGA